Molecule: messenger RNA, 1398 nt
Organism: Uloborus diversus
Lineage: Eukaryota; Metazoa; Arthropoda; Arachnida; Araneae; Uloboridae
Product: ankyrin repeat and protein kinase domain-containing protein 1-like
Exons: 2
Coding region: 154-1146 (330 amino acids)
Molecular function (GO): protein binding
Source: RefSeq, a predicted model, not a curated record
AACCCCGUGUUUCCUCUGUUCCAGGGAAGUGACCGUGGAGCAGAUGGUGAGCUGCCAUCAACCUCCAAGCGUCAAUCCGAAGAUUGCGAAGAACAACCUUCUAGGAGACCUCGACCGGGCCCCGGAGGUGCGUCGGAGACGGACAAGGACGGAAUGACAGCGUUGCAUCAUGCAGCGCUUAGCGGAGACACAGAAAGUGUGAGGGCGCUGCUUGAGGAAGGAUGUAACACGAGGUCAAGGGAUCAGAUGGGAAUGACGCCCCUCCACACGGCUCUGUUCCACCAGAAGGAGGCCGCUGCAGAGCUGCUGGUGGAUGCGGACUGCGUCACGGACAUCCGGGACACACGAAAGCGCACCCCUCUGCAUUGGGCUGCACUGAGUGGGUGCGUGGAGGUCGUCCGGAAGCUGCUCGCUGGCGGAGCGGAUGCAAAUUCGAAAGACGAAAAUGAACGGACGCCCCUUCAUCUCGCCAUAGUCUCUAAGAGAGAAGUUGCGGCGGAGGUGUUGCUGGGGUCCAUCCCCGAAUGCGACAAUUCGGACCUUUAUGGCGCCACCCCGCUACAUGUUGCUUCAUACAGUGGUCUCACGCAGAUAGCGAAAGCGUUGGUUUUGAGGGGUGCGCGUUUGCAGGCUCAAGAUGUACUUCAACGCUGUCCACUGUACUGUGCCCUGAUGUAUGGACACGAUGGUGUUGCGAAAGUGCUCCUGGCGGAGUUCGCCUGGAGGGACAUCGCGAUACAGUGGAGGAAGUUGGGUCUUCCGCCGGAGCGUAAAGAGUACGGCGUCCGGCUGCUUUCCGAGUGCGAGGCCGAGAUGCGGAGGAUGAGGGAGACCCGGGCGGAGGGAUCCCGCCUCUCCCUCCACGACCUCGCGCGGAGACACCCCUCCCGGCUGGCCCGCCGCCUCUCCGACGAGGCGAUCCGGCGGCUCUCGGACCCGGAUCUCCUGACGCGGGAUUUCCCUUACUUUGGCGACCUCCUCCUCCUCAAGCUAAGGGAGGUCCGGGAGAGGAAGUCCCUGGAGGACUGCUUCCUGCGCUGCUUCCCCCUCCUCUUCCCUCCCCUGCCCACCACGUGCACCGACGUCCUCCUCGCGUGCCUGACGGACGACGACCUGAGGCGCGUAGCCCGCGCCGUGGAGCUCUAGGCCCGAAGAUUCCGUUCGAAUGCCCCGCUAUGGGGGAAAAAAAGAUUGCAGGACUGCUCGAAAUAUAAGAAACUCUUGUUUUUGAAUGCAGAAAGUGCUCGAGAUAGUUUACUGAACUUUGUCUGCAGAAUAUGUACCUCUGGAAGAUUUGUUUUCUUAAACAAACCUGUGUGUUUUAUCGAGACAAUACUUCUGUUCCAGAAACUUAACUAUCUUUGUACAUCAUUUGCGAAAGAAAUAAAAGGUAUAUUU